AUGGCGCUCGAAGUAGAGUCUGCAGAUGUUAUCAGGCUUAUUCAACAAUUUCUCAAGGAAAAUAAUCUACAAAGAACUCUUUCGACAUUGCAGGAGGAGACAAGUAUAACAUUGAAUACUGUAGACAGUGUUGAGAGUUUUGUCACUGAAAUCAACUGUGGACAUUGGGAUACUGUUUUAACAGCCAUACAAUCAUUAAAACUCCCAGAUAAAACUCUGAUUGAUUUAUAUGAGCAGAUUGUACUUGAGUUGAUAGAGUUGCGAGAGCUUGGUGCUGCACGAUCACUCCUACGUCAGACAGAUCCCAUGAUAAUGCUGAAGCAACARCAAGCAGACAGAUACCUCCACUUAGAAAACAUGCUUGCCAAAUCUUACUUUGAUACCAGAGAGGCUUAUCCUGAAGGAGGAAGCAAGGAAAGAAAAAGGGCAGCCAUAGCUCAAGCAUUGUCAGGUGAAGUAUCAGUUGUGCCGCCAUCUCGUUUAAUGGCUCUCUUGGGUCAAGCACUWAARUGGCAGCAGUACCAAGGUCUACUACCACCAGGCACUACCAUUGAUUUAUUCCGUGGUAAGGCUGCUGUYAGGGAUGAAGAAGAGGAGAGAUAUCCAUCACUUUUAAACAAGACAAUCAAGUUUGGAACCAAAUCUCAUCCAGAAUGUGCUAAAUUCUCGCCAGAUGGACAGUACUUGGUGACCGGUAGYGUUGAUGGGUUUAUAGAAGUAUGGAAUUUCACAACAGGAAARAUAAGAAAAGAUCUAAAGUAUCAAGCACAAGAGAACUUUAUGAUGAUGGACCAGAGUGUCUUGUGCUUGGAUUUUAGUAGAGACAGUGAGAUGCUUGUGUCUGGUGGCCAGGAUGGAAAGAUUAAGGUAUGGAAACUUCAGACUGGUCAAUGUCUGAGAAGAUUUGAAAGAGCGCAUGCUAAAGGUGUGACUUGUGUGACUUUCUCUCGUGAUGCCAGCCAACUUUUGAGUGGUUCAUUUGACAUGACAAUAAGAAUGCAUGGAUUAAAGUCUGGUAAAACUCUCAAGGAAUUUAGAGGUCACACUUCGUUUGUAAAUGAUGUCAUCUUCACAUCAGAUGCACAYAGUAUUAUUAGUGCAAGCAGUGAUGGGACAGUUAAGAUUUGGAACAUCAAAUCAACUGAAUGUCAGCACACUUUCAAACCGUCUGUUGGUGCUGUUACCACAGACAUCACAGUCAACUCUGUCCACCUCUUCCCAAAGAACCUGGAACAGUUUGUUGUCUGUAAUCGGUCGAAUACAGUUGUAAUUAUGAAUAUGCAAGGCCAGAUCGUCCGUAGUUUUACUAGUGGUAAACGUGAAGGUGGAGACUUCACMUGUUGUAUCCUGUCCCCACGGGGGGAGUGGAUGUACUGUGUAGGGGAGGACAUGGUAUUGUAUUGCUUUAGUACAACAACUGGAAAACUUGAACAGUCGCUGCAGAUCCAUGAGAAAGACGUCAUUGGCAUGGUUCAUCAUCCUCAUCAGAAUUUAAUGGCCACGUAUAGUGAAGAUGGUCAAUUGAAGCUCUGGAAACCAUAGAAACCAGUGCUAUUACCAUGACAAUCUCGACUUGAAAGCCCUACUUGCGCAUAGAGCAUUGUAUAUCAUCUACUUCAUCUAAACGAAGUACAUUGCGUGACACUGAGAGCAUUAUUUCAUUAAGCAUCAAAGGGCGUGAUGAUAUUUUAUUCAUGCACGCCGUUACACUUACUGCGUGACGUAGAAAGUGUUACAUGCAGUGCGUAACUCAUGGGACGUUAAAGGAAGGCGUUGCAUACAAGGAGUCGAGCUUAGUACGUGACACGGAGAGCGUUACGUAAAAUGCAUAAACACGUUGCGGACAGGGAAGUGUAAACGAUUUGUAAAUAUAGUUAAAAAAAUUAAGUGCAUUCUUCAUUUUUUGUUUUAUUUGAAUAUGAACUUUUAGCAUAGCAAGAGUUUAUAAGUAAGUUUUUGAGCUUUUUAAACUUUUGACAAUAUCUCAA
This is a messenger RNA of Exaiptasia diaphana, 1988 nucleotides long. Its product is annotated as WD40 repeat-containing protein SMU1. Gene Ontology annotation, cellular component: precatalytic spliceosome. The record is from RefSeq and is a predicted model, not a curated record. Gene Ontology annotation, biological process: mRNA splicing, via spliceosome. NCBI's taxonomy places the organism in Eukaryota, Metazoa, Cnidaria, Anthozoa, Actiniaria, Aiptasiidae. The coding region runs from base 1 to 1542 and encodes 513 amino acids. Gene Ontology annotation, molecular function: protein binding. The transcript is spliced from 12 exons.